This is a messenger RNA of Mesitornis unicolor (brown roatelo), 984 nucleotides long. RefSeq names its product calcium binding tyrosine-(Y)-phosphorylation regulated (gene CABYR). Gene Ontology annotation, molecular function: calcium ion binding. The record is from RefSeq and is a predicted model, not a curated record. Gene Ontology annotation, cellular component: cytoplasm; sperm fibrous sheath. Lineage: Eukaryota; Metazoa; Chordata; Aves; Mesitornithiformes; Mesitornithidae. Gene Ontology annotation, biological process: sperm capacitation.
AUGGAGACUUCGAAGAUGAAGGUGGUCAUUCCACGUGGCUUCAGGACACUGCUGGAGGGAGUGAUAGAAAACCACCCGGAUGACGUUGCGGAGUUUUUAGCUCUCUAUUUCCAAGGAUUCGUGCCUUUCGAGAAGGUUUGGAACCCUAAUCUGGAUAUAAAAGAACUGAUUGAAAAUUUCAAGUUCUUUAGCGGAAAUGGGGAUGACAGACUGGAAAAUAAGGUAUCAGAGUACACAGAAACUUUGUUUUAUGAGGAGCCCAAGCAAAAGGACAGGUGUACUGACACAGAGGAAGACGAGCUCCUUGAAGAACCUGAAAUCCAGUAUAGCUGCAAAAUAACUCAACACCCAUCAGAUACCAGUUGCAUUGCAGAAAGCAAAUCCCCCACUGAAUGUGAUGUAACUUUAUCCUCUGCAGGAACUGAACUGGUGUAUGUCCCUGCUGAGCCUGCACAGCUUGCUGUUCAUGUGCUAGCCAUGGUAUCAAGUGAAGCCAGACAACCACCAUGUUAUGUGUGGACCCUCUAGUGCCUAGUUGACUUGAACCAAGGUCAAAAGUCACCACCUCAUGCUGGAGCUGGUGGUCAUUCCCAGGCAGCCUUGGGAAAUCAACAGUGUGGGCAGCUGUCACAUGCAUCUGCUCCAAUUUAUGUGAUGGAAGAAGAAAGCAAGAGGGAAAACGCUCCACCUUUCAUUUUGGUGGGCUCUAAUGUUCAGCACCUGCAGGACUGGAAACCUAUUCCUGGCCACACUGUGUUUGAACAACAAGAUGCAGGUCCCAGGAAGCGAUUCACUGUAGUCCCAGUUCCCUGGCCAGAUGAUGAGGAAGCUGAUCUGGCAAGCCUCAAGUCUAAGCUAUGUGCACCAGAUGUUGUUUUAGUUGCCAUCCCUCUGGGUGAUGAUGUGGCUGCAAAGACAGACUCCCUAGCUGGUGAUGAGCACACAGGUGUAAAUGCUUUUGCAGAAAGCUAUGGUACUGCAUGA